This is a messenger RNA of Nelumbo nucifera (sacred lotus), 1482 nucleotides long. RefSeq names its product sequence-specific DNA binding transcription factor. Lineage: Eukaryota; Viridiplantae; Streptophyta; Magnoliopsida; Proteales; Nelumbonaceae. Gene Ontology annotation, biological process: ribosome biogenesis; cytosolic ribosome assembly. The record is from RefSeq and is a predicted model, not a curated record.
AAAUUGAAACGACACAAUAGAACAACAAGAACAAGAGAAAGGUUAAGAGAGGGGAUAGAACACAGACAGAAGUUCUUAAUCGAAUCGAAGGGACGCGACGGCAAGUAACGAAACGUCUUCUAUAUAGUUUCUCUCUGUGAAAAGUUUCAUGGUUUUGGAUUGAGAGAGAGAGAGAGAGAGAAUGUCGAAGUCAUUGGUUCAGCCGAUAGGGCAGAAGAGAUUGACGAACGUGGCGGUGGUUCGUCUGAAGAAGCAUGGAAUGCGAUUCGAGAUCGCCUGCUACAAGAACAAGGUCCUCUCAUGGCGUUCUGGCGUAGAGAAGGAUUUGGAUGAAGUUUUGCAGUCUCAGACUGUUUAUUCGAAUGUCUCAAAAGGAGUUCUUGCCAAGUCGAAAGAUUUGAUCGCGGCCUUUGGGACUGACAAUCAGACGGAGAUAUGCUUAGAGAUUUUGAAAAAGGGAGAGCUUCAAGUUGCAGGGAAGGAAAGGGAGUCUCAGCUAUCAAGUCAAUUCCGGGAUAUCGCAACUAUAGUCAUGCAGAAGACCAUAAACCCCGAAACUCAACGCCCUUAUACCAUUAGCAUGAUUGAACGGCUUAUGCAUGAAAUUCAUUUUGCAGUUGAUCCUCAUAGCAGCUCGAAGAAACAGGCCCUGGAAGUUAUUCAUGAACUUCAGAAACACUUCCCCAUUAAACGAUCCCCAAUGAGAAUACGGCUCACGGUACUAGAGAAAAACUUUUCUUCUAUUAUGGAUAAGCUCAAUGCCUGCAAUGCCAGCAUUGUUUCAAAAGAUGAGUCUGGGAAUCAGCUGUCUGUGGUUUGUGAACUGGAACCUAGUUUAUUCCGAGACUGUGAUGGCUAUGUGCGGACUCUGCAGGGAAGAUUGGACAUACUCGCUGUUUCAGUGCAUGUUGAAGGGGAUACCCACGUUGAUAACUAUGAUGAUCAUGAGGACAUUCCAUCAAGCCAUGCAAAGGAGCAAAUUGAUUCUGUGGCACAACCGAGCGAGAAAUUAGAGAAACAAAAAAUUUCCACUGGAAAUGGGAAUGCCGAAGGGGAGGUCAAGCAGAACAAGUGUAACACAUGCAAUGCAUUAGUGGGGGAUGCGAAGCAGUACAGGGAACACUUCAAAAGUGACUGGCACAAGCAUAACAUGAGGCGCAAGGCCAGACAACUUCCUCCCCUAUCUGCAGAAGAAUGCAUUGCUGACAUGGAACUGGUUGACCUGAAGGCGGAUUUGAAGGACUAUUCAUUUUGAGUGACUGAUUUUGGUUCAGUGAAAUGUAUACUUGAAAUACAAAGUAAGCAAGCCUACUAUUGCACCAAAUAAAUUUGUUUUUUUUUUUUUCUGACAUUAUUGUAUUUAAAAUAGGAGCCGAGUUUGUUUCUAAAUGCACUCAAAUAUAAAACUGAACCAUGUUCGCGUUCUUUUUGACCAAAUUUGUUUUUACACAUAAGUGGACAAAUGCUAGGUCCAAAUCCCAA